Messenger RNA from Ananas comosus (pineapple), 1980 nucleotides. Its product is annotated as probable rhamnogalacturonate lyase B. Gene Ontology annotation, molecular function: catalytic activity; carbohydrate binding. The transcript has 16 exons. Lineage: Eukaryota; Viridiplantae; Streptophyta; Magnoliopsida; Poales; Bromeliaceae. The record is from RefSeq and is a predicted model, not a curated record. The coding region runs from base 1 to 1980 and encodes 659 amino acids. Gene Ontology annotation, biological process: carbohydrate metabolic process.
AUGGUGUGGAACUACCUCCUAAAAGAUAUUCCAAAUACUCACAAAUUGGUGACGGAUCUCCCAACAAUUCCCUCGGCGGCGUCGACGCAAGGUGUUCUACUACAUGUAGAGUACAACCAGGUGAUUAUCAGCAACGACAUCAUCGAACUAACCAUAUCGAAGCCCGAGGGUCGCAUUACGGGAAUUCGGUACAAUGGUAUUGAUAAUUUGUUGCAGUAUUCAUCUAACCAAAGCAAUUUAGGCGGGUAUUGGGAUCUUGUAUGGAACUUUCCUGGUUCUGGACAAAAAAGAGGAGUUUUCGCGAUAUUGGAAGGUGCAGAAUUUAAGGUCAUAGUGCAGAAGGAGCAUCAGGUGGAGGUUUCUUUCAGCAGAACAUGGAAUCCGUCGCUACGUAACGGUGUCCGAUUGAAUGUCGAUAUAAGGUAUAUAGUGCUUCUCGGUAGCUCAGGGUUUUACAGCUAUGCGAUCUUCGAGCAUAAGAGAGGCUGGCCCGGUUUAGACCUUUCGGAGACUCGAAUCGCCUUCAAGCUUCGCGAAGACAAGUUCCGAUACAUGGCGGUAGCUGACGACAGAAGAAGAAAAAUGCCGAGAGCUGAGGAUCGGCAGUUCCCACGAGCGGUGACAUUGGCGUACAAGGAAGCGGUUCGAAUCGUGAACCCGCUCGAGCCCGAGUUCAAGGGCGAGGUGGAUGAUAAGUACCAGUACACGGUUGCUAACAAGGACAGUAGGGUGCACGGAUGGAUCUGCUCUGAUCCACCAACUGGUUUCUGGGUCAUCACACCCAGCAACGAAUUCCGCGCCGGUGGGCCCCUUAGGCAGGAACUCACCUCUCAUGUCGGUCCGACCUCUUUGGCGAUUUUUCUGAGCGAUCACUAUACGGGAAGGAGCGCGCAUUUCCGACUGGAGGACGGCGAGCACUGGAAGAAAGUUUUAGGCCCCAUUUUCAUCUACUUGAAUUCUGCUGCAAACCAAAGAGAUGUUGCACUCCACCUCUGGGAGAAUGCAAAAGCCCAGAUGCAAAUUGAGACAAAGAGAUGGCCCUAUGGUUUUCCUGCAUCAUUGGACUUUCCAAAAUUGAACCAAAGAGGCUUGGUUUUUGGCAAACUAAUGGUUCGAGAUAGAUGCAUUAGCAAAUAUGAUAUACAUGCAGAAGGGGCAUAUAUUGGCUUGGCACUACCAGGAGAACCAGGAUCAUGGCAAAGAGAAAGAAAGGGAUAUCAGUUUUGGACCAGAAGUAAUCCCAGAGGUGAUUUUGUUAUCAAGAACAUUCGACCCGGACGCUACAAUCUUUACGCAUGGGUCCCUGGAUUUAUUGGUGAUUUCAUGCACAAGUCCACAAUAACUGUUAAUCCAGGUGGAAGCAUCAAACUCGGAACGCUCGUAUUUGAACCUCCGAGAAGUGGGCCCACUCUGUGGGAAAUCGGCGUUCCGGACCGUUCGGCCGCCGAGUUCUUCGUUCCGGAUCCAAGGCCAGAAUACGUCAACAGGCUUUUCAUCAACCAUCCGGAAAAGUAUAGACAGUAUGGUUUAUGGGAGAGGUAUGCGGAUUUGUACCCGAAAGAAGAUCUUGUUUAUAAGGUCGGAGUUAGUGAUUACAAAAGAGAUUGGUUUUUCGCGCACGUUACAAGGAAAGUAGGGAACUCUUUCGAACCAACAACAUGGAGGAUAAAAUUUAGCUUAAACUUUGUCGAAACUAGUAGGACAUAUACAUUGCGUUUGGCCAUCGCAGCUGCACAUUACGCUCGCUUAGAGGUUCGAGUGAACAACCCGAAUGGAGAACCGCAUUUUACGACGGUAGCGUUCGGGGACGGCAACGCGAUUGCGAGGCAUGGAAUACAUGGCCUUCAGUGGAACUUUGAUGUAAGGAUAGAAGGGAGAUUGCUCUAUACGGGCGAGAAUACGAUCUAUCUAACUCAAGCCAAGGGAGGGCAUGUGUUUUAUGGUGUUAUGUACGAUUAUCUUCGAUUGGAAGGACCUUAA